UUGAUGGCCCAGAUUGCUGUGGUGAAUGUUUACUGGAUGCAGCAGCAUGAAGCAGCUACUGCCACUAACAGUUCUGCUACUUCUAGUUUCAGCUGGCAUGACAGUUGCAGAUCUCCCAAAGGCUGUGGUGCUCCUCGAUCCUCCAUGGGAUAGAGUACUCCAGGAAGACAGUGUGACUCUAAAGUGCCAGGGCACCUACCCUCCUGGGGACAAUGCUACCCAGUGGCUACACAAUGGAAGCCGCAUCUCAGAGCAGACCUUCAGCUACUUCAUUGAGUCUGCCAGGGUUGAGGACAGUGGAGAGUACAGGUGCCAAACAGGCCUCUCCACACUCAGUGAUCCUGUGCAGCUGGAAGUCCACAUUGGUUGGCUGCUGCUCCAGACCACUCAGCAGGUGUUCCAGGAAGGAGAGACCAUUUGGCUUAAAUGUCACAGCUGGAAAAAUAAGCCUGUGCAAAAGGUCACAUAUUUACGGAAUGGUAAAGGCAUGAAGUAUUUCCACUGGAAUUCUGACUUCUACAUCCCAGACGCCACACACAAUCACAGCGGCUCCUACUUCUGCAGGGGUCUUAUCGGACACAGAAACACGUCUUCAGAGGCUGUGAACAUCAUCGUUCAAGGUCCAGCAUCUGCAACGGUCUCACGAAUGCUGCUGUGGCACCAAAUCACUUUCUGCCUGGUGAUGGGAGUCUUGUUUGCAAUAAACACGGGACUGUAUUUCUCUGUGUGGAAAAACCUUCGAAACUCCAUGGAAGACAGGAGGAAAUACAAAUUUCAGUGGAGCCUAGAUGUUCAGGAGCAAUGACCCCUUAUCUCACAGGGCAAAGGAGCAGUGGCCGCGGAAUCUAUGUGCCUUUCUCUGAUCAUCUGAUACAUUAGACAUUUGGGGCAGCAGGGGGAAUGCAACUGAGAACCUGGGCUUGGGGGCCCUCCUCCAAUUCUCUAUUUUCUCUUGGUCUCCAAUAAAAAGGACAGGCCUACAACCCUCAAGAACCCACAAAGAAUCCCUGGGCUGUACCUCCACUCCAAGAGUUGAAAUCCCCUCCAGUUCCUCACAGCAAAGCAACAAUACAGGCUCUGGAUGUUGACCCUUUAAAAGUAAAAUAACUGUCCAUAAAUAAAUGGACAAGAAGAUGAAUGAGUUAAAAGUUGAAGUAGGCUCUGCCUCUGUGUGCCUCAGGACUGACUGCCUUCAGGGGACCCUGGAAUUCCUUCCAGACUUGAGAGUGAGAACUGCUGGGGAUCUAGGCAGUGCAGUAGAACGGAUGAAGGUGGUGCCUGAGGAUGAACUGAAGACCCAUGACAGGAAGCGAGGCUCCCCCAUCUGGGC
Molecule: messenger RNA, 1330 nt
Organism: Perognathus longimembris pacificus (Pacific pocket mouse)
Lineage: Eukaryota; Metazoa; Chordata; Mammalia; Rodentia; Heteromyidae
Product: low affinity immunoglobulin gamma Fc region receptor III-A-like
Exons: 5
Coding region: 26-805 (259 amino acids)
Biological process (GO): regulation of immune response; cell surface receptor signaling pathway
Molecular function (GO): transmembrane signaling receptor activity
Source: RefSeq, a predicted model, not a curated record